Molecule: messenger RNA, 3780 nt
Organism: Anopheles nili
Lineage: Eukaryota; Metazoa; Arthropoda; Insecta; Diptera; Culicidae
Gene: kz
Product: probable ATP-dependent RNA helicase kurz
Exons: 4
Coding region: 1-3726 (1241 amino acids)
Biological process (GO): maturation of SSU-rRNA from tricistronic rRNA transcript (SSU-rRNA, 5.8S rRNA, LSU-rRNA)
Cellular component (GO): intracellular anatomical structure; nucleolus
Molecular function (GO): RNA binding; ATP binding
Source: RefSeq, a predicted model, not a curated record
AUGGGUAAGCGUAGAUUCAACGAAAAAGGUCGCCGAAAAGUAGAAACCGUCAUCGAUGAUACGGAAACCAAAAAGAUCAAACUAGAUUUGGCACCCAGUGGGGAGUACGGUGCGCCGGACGAUGCAAAUGCGUUGGUGCUUCCCUCCAAAAAGCGUGCCACUAGAAUCAAACGGGAUCACACAGUGGUGACAAAGAUCCUGUCGAAAAAGCAACGCAAACGGUUGGAGAAGAUUGUCGAUCAGAAAAAGAAAAAAGAGAACCGAUCUUCGCUCAUCGAAUCGCUGGUGGCCGUGCAAGCCACGACGGAGGAACUGAAUAGUUUUCAAAAGCUGAGUGAUGUGCAGACGAAGGGUUUGAAGCAACAUUUCAAGGAACAAAAGUACGGUGUUACCUUGGCGGAGAAACCUGUCGUCAACCGGAAACAGCAGGGUGAGACCAAGAUUAGAAGUCUGGUGGGCAGCCGGCGAAAGCGUUUGGCAUUAUUACGUCAAGCCGAUCCAUCAUCGGCAGACGAACAGGGCGAUGAAAGCGAACGCGACCCCAACAUAGCGGGGCUGUACGAAUCGUCCUCGGAGACAUCCUCUAGCGAAGAGGAAUCGGAAUCAAAUACCGAGCCAACGACGAUGGAUGAAACGACAAACGUAGAUGAUGGGAGUAGUUGCCCACAAGCGACAGGGACUGAUGCUGCAAAGAAUGAGCCUCCAGCCGAUCCUGAAGGUGCUACAACAAAUGGUGUAGCGGAAAAGCACAGCGACACGGUUCCAACGAGCGACGCGAAGCCUGUUGUGGUGGAUCGCAAACCUGCCACGUACGUGCAUGUUGAGCGGGAUCCAAAAAUUCAAGCCGCCCGCCUGAAGCUACCGAUUCUGGGCGAAGAACAAGUCAUAAUGGAGACGAUAAGCGACAACAAAAUAACGAUCGUUGCAGGUGAAACGGGAAGCGGAAAAACGACACAAAUUCCGCAGUUUCUGUACGAGGCGGGGUACGGCGAACGGGGGUUGAUUGGUAUUACGGAACCGCGCCGCGUGGCUGCCGUCGCCAUGUCGAAGCGUGUCGCAGUGGAGAUGAACCUAUCGACGGACAUCGUUUCGUACCUGAUCCGUUACGAAGGCAAUGUGACGGAGCGCACGAAGCUGAAAUUCAUGACCGACGGUGUCCUGCUGAAGGAGAUUGAAGGCGACUUUCUGCUCAGCAAGUACUCGUGCAUCAUCCUGGACGAGGCGCACGAGAGAAGCGUGUACACGGACAUACUGAUGGGGCUACUGUCGCGCAUUGUACGGCUGCGCGAGAAACGUGGCAACAAUCCGCUUCGCGUGAUCAUCAUGUCCGCUACGUUGCGCGUGCAGGACUUCACGGAGAACAAGAAACUGUUCCUGGACACCCCACCGGUCAUCAGCAUCGAUUCCCGCCAGUACCCGGUAACGGUGCACUUCAACCGAACAACGCCGGCCGAUUAUCUGCGGGAGGCGUUAUUGAAAACGGUUAAAAUUCACACCAAGCUACCACCUGGCGGUAUACUGAUCUUUCUCACCGGACAGAAAGAGGUCAACACGAUGGUUCGUAAGUUGAGGAAACUAUUUCCGCUUCGCGAACGAAAGGACGAAGCUGCCGAGGCAGCUGUUGCGGAUGGAAAAGCAACGACCGUUGAUCAGGAUGAAUCGAAGGACGACGAAGAGCUUGAGUUCGACGAAGUUCCGGGGAAAAAAAGGACUCGCAAUAAAACGCUCGCGGCGGGUGGAAGGAGACGAAAUCGAGGCACCGUUACGUUACCAGUGCUGCCUCAGAUCAACCUGGACGCGUACGAUCUGCCCCAUGUGGAUGAUACCGAGGCGGAUCUCGCGGAAGAGAUGGAUUCUGAAAGCGAGCUAGACGAGGACGAUAUGGAAACGGAGAAUAUCGGUGCUGAGGAGCUUGAAAAGAGCAUUUCGGAGCUGCGAAAAACCGAUCCGCUGUGGGUGCUGCCACUCUACUCGAUGCUUUCGCCCGACAAACAGCAGCGAAUCUUCGAGACAAUUCCGGACGGAGCGCGGUUAUGCGUGGUGGCCACGAAUGUGGCCGAAACGUCGCUCACCAUUCCGGACAUCCGGUAUGUGGUGGACUGUGGUCGGCAAAAGACGAAGCUGUACGACAAGACAACCGGUGUGACGGCGUUUGUGGUGACGUACACCAGCAAAGCGUCGGCCAAUCAACGAGCAGGUCGUGCCGGUCGAGUGGCACCGGGUCACUGUUACCGGCUGUACUCGAGCGCAGUGUACAACGAUGAGUUUGUCGAAUUUGCCCCACCCGAGGUACAGCAAAAGCCCGUCGACGGAUUGGUGCUGCAGAUGAAGUGCAUGGGCAUCGACAAGGUGGCGAAUUUUCCGUUUCCAUCGCCACCCGAUCCGGUGCAGCUUCAUUUGGCCGAGCAGCGGCUGUUGCAACUCGGUGCCCUGGAGCAAGUAAUUAUGCGUGACGCAGCCGCCCGUAGCGGCAAGAUGCAGCAGAACCAGUUGAUAACGAGGGUGACGGAGCUGGGACGCACUAUGGCGGCCUUUCCGGUGGCACCUCGGUUUGGGAAGAUUUUAGCACUCAGCCACCAACACUCGCUGCUAUCGUACGCCAUCUGUAUCGUGGCGGCCCUUUCCGUGCAGGAGGUACUGGAAGAGGUGUCUCUUUCGGAGGAGACGGCGUGCGGCACCGAGAGUGGCAAACGCUGGCGCCAGAAGCGGAAGGCUUGGGCGGGCAUGGGUGAAUCGUUGCUGCUUGGUGACCCGAUGGUACUGCUAAAAGCGGUCGGGGCUGCCGAGCACGCCAACAGCAAGGGCUUGCUGGAGGAAUUUUGCGAGCAAAACGGCAUCCGGUUGAAGGCGAUCCGGGAAAUUCGAAAACUGCGCGUACAGCUCACGAACGAGGUGAACGCUAAUCUGCUAGAAAUGAACCUCUCCGUCGAUCCGGACAUGCCACCACCGUCGGAGGUUCAAACUCGGUUGCUCCGCCAGCUGUUACUCGUGGGAAUGGCGGAUCAAAUUGCCCGCAAGCUGCCCGAGAGUGGCAUCCAGCUAAAGGCGGACGCUCGACGAUUGAAACAUGCGUACAAUCUGCCCACGAUCGACGAGCCCGUGUUCCUGCACGCGAGUUCGGUGCUUCGUCGACAACAACCGGAGUGGAUCUGUUAUCAGGAGGCGUAUGAAGCAGUUGUGCCGACGGAUACUGGUGCGGAGGAUGGCGGAAAGUCGAAAAUGUUUCUCCGUGGCAUAACGGCGAUCGAACCCGAGUGGUUGCCCAAAUUUGUGCCAAGCGUGUGCAACAUAAUCGACGUGCAAGAGGAGCCGAUUGCGCCGGUGUAUAACGCGGAAAGUGAUACGAUCGAGUGCCACGUGAAGGCUACGAUCGGCAAGAAAAGUUGGGAGCUACCGUGCUCGCUGGUGGAAAUGCCCAAAACUAUGCUUCGAUGCAAAUAUCUACUGAAGUUUAUACUUUCGGGUAAUAUUUUCAAAGAACUGAAACAGUUCCGGAAGAUUCUCCUAUCGUCACCCGAAUCGGUAUUGAAGCAAUAUUCGGCGGCCGUACCACGAAUCGAUGCCGCCCUAAAGCUAAUGCUGGCGAACGAAGUCUUCUCCGCCCAGCGUUUGGGUGAGCUGUGGAAGUCCGAUUCGAAAUUUUUCCUCAACGAGUACAGGGACUUUUUGCCAGUGUCCUGCCACGAAGACGUUGGCAAUCUUUGGCCUCCCGCAAGCACACGGUAGGAGGACCCCCGUGUGGUUUUGGAUAUAGGUAUAUACGUUUGAAUAUACUAUUAA